CGUUGAGACGAAAUCUCUGGAAGACGCUCAUCUCAGGCCGUCUUGCGUGUGUCCGUGUCGAGAGCCCGUGAAUAUCUUCCGUGUAAAGGCGAAGCCCAGCGCGAAAGAAAUUAGUUUACUUUUAAUUUCCCUAACCUAACCCCCAAUGUGGGACUGAAUUGCAUGUGAGAAGUGGUGCCGAGGAUAAUAUUAUCCACGAGAUUUUAUCAGGUGGAGUGGAAUAAUUGUGUGUACACAUUUAACCUCAGUGGCUGAGGAAUGUGGUAGAUAUAUAUUGUUUUCUUUUUUGUGCGGUGCAAUUUUAAUUUAUGAUUUUUACGUCCGGACUGCACUUGUUCGUAUCCGGAUUUUAGAGGAUUAAUGUGCAUUCAUCAUACAUCCGCACAGAAAUUGUGGCACAUUUUCUCCGCAUUGAGUGGAUUUUCACAGCGAACGGCCUCGUAAAAAAGAACUCUCUAAAUCAAUGUCAAUAUUGAUGGAUCUGAUGGGCGCAGAAAGAUGACCUGGCAAAUGAAAAUUAUAGAGUGUCAAAGAAAUGUGAGAGUGCUGCUCGGGACAUGUCUCAUGCGUUACUGACUGACAGAAAAUUAGUCAACAUUGCAGGGGAGACAAGUGUGAAAUGAAGUGUUGAACGCGUUGAUACAGAAAAUGUGGAUUCGCCGUGUUUUCUUUCACGACUUUUAUUUAAUAUGUUUUCAUCGGUUCUCCUCAGCGAAGAUGAUAAAUUGAGAGAAUCUCCAGAACUCACUGCGAGCGAUACAAUUAUGGAAAAAUAUUCAAUCAAGUGAAUUGUACUGAAACUGCGCUUUUUGAGUCGAUGGUGAAGACAAAAUAGUACAAAAGCCAAUGUUGACGAACUAAUAAAAGGCCAUCAUACAGUGGAGAUUUUAACACCAAAGGAAAGUGCUUUUAGUGUAGAUUCUGCUCUUGCAUAAAAUACUCUCUUGCCAUAAAUCUUUCGAAGAAAUCUCCUAUAUAAAGUUUUCCACAUCGCGAGCAACUUGUGAAAUACCCUUAUAUCAAAAUUAAUAUUCUAAUGACAGUGAAAAGAGUGGAAGUUGCCAUUAAUUCAGAUUUGUGUGAGGUUGUAAAUUAAAAUUCGAUUCCUAAAAUGGCCCUCACACGCCAUCACGGCAGUGUGAGUCUCAAACUGUGGCGGAACACCUUUCUGUCCAGGAAUUUAUUCCGCAUCUGGUUAUUGUGUUGGUGUCUUUCAAUAAAUUCAUGGAACCAAAAUACCGCCAAUGCAGCAUACUCCGAAGCGGAUGAUCUUAUAAAUGAAUUGGACAGACCGAUUCCCAUAACGUCGGUCCAGGGAGUGCUGGCCAAACAGGCGAUGCUGCCCUGCGACAUCACCCCGAUGGAGAGGGAUGAUGCAGUGUACAUGGUGCUGUGGUUCAAGGAAGGCGACGGAGAGCCACUAUACAGCUUCGAUGUGAGAGGUCGACAGUUUGGACAAGCAAAACUUUGGUCAUCGCCGACAGCGUUUGGCGCGAGAGCAUUUUUUCGAACCGCCUCGCAUCCGGCUCAGCUUUUAGUAGAUGACAUCAAACUUUCAGAUGAGGGAAUGUACAGAUGUCGAGUGGACUUUCGGAACUCACCAACGAGGAACUUAAAGAUAAAUUUCACAGUUAUUGAACCACCAGACAGACCUAUUAUUUAUGAUGCCCGCAGAAUGGAUCGCACAAAGCUCAUAGAACCCUAUAGUGAAGGCAGCGAUGUUACACUCAUUUGUGAAGUAUCCGGAGGACGACCACGACCCAAUGUCACAUGGUAUUUGGACAAUACCGUCAUUGAUGAAUCGUUCGAACAUCGACCGGACGGUGUCACCGUAAAUCACUUAUCAUACCCAAACAUCGGAAGACAGCAUUUGAAUGCACGACUUGUUUGUGUGGCGAGCAAUACAAAUUUGACGCCCCCUAACAAUAAAGUGGUCAUAUUGGAUGUGAAUUUGAAGCCAGUCGCUGUGCACAUACUCACAAAGGAGAGAGUCGUUUCGGCUGAUAGACGCUACGACGUGGAGUGCAAGAGUUCCGGAUCCAGGCCGGAAGCCGUGAUCACAUGGUGGAAAGGCUCUCGCCAAAUAAAGCGCAUGUCGAAAAACUUCUCUGAAACUGGUAAUCAGUCACUGAGUGUGCUCACAUUUACACCAACCGUUGAUGACGAUGGCAAGUACUUGACAUGUCGAGCGGAGAACCCUUUCAUAGCUGAUAGUGCACUCGAAGAUAAAUGGAGACUUGUUGUUCACUACAUGCCCGUUGUUACCUUGAAAAUGGGCUCUUCUCUAAAUCCCGAUGACAUAAAGGAGGGCGAUGAUGUAUAUUUUGAAUGUGACAUACGGUCCAAUCCUAAGCCCUACAAAAUGGCCUGGUUCCACGAUGGCAACGAGCUACACCACAAUAUCGGAAAUGGCAUAAUACUGUCGGAUCAGUCACUCGUUCUGCAGAGUGUAUCGAGAAAUUCGGCUGGUGAUUACACGUGCUUAGCGGCAAAUAUUGAAGGCAAAGGCACAAGCAACCCGGUUACUCUCAGAGUCAGAUAUGCCCCGAUCUGUGCGGUGGAGCAUGAAGAAGUUCUAGGUGCUCUGAAGCAUGAAACACUGACACUCAAGUGUGAAGUUGAUGCAUCACCACCAGCUGAAUCAUUUCACUGGACAUUCAAUUCGUCUGGGGAACAAACAGAGCUUCCAUCUCGUCUACAUUCGAGCGAGACGGGACUAUCUCGCCUCAACUACACGCCAACGUCGGACUUGGAUUAUGGGACGAUUUCGUGCUGGGGUCGCAACGCCAUCGGACUGCAAAAAACGCCGUGCAUCUUUCAAAUAAUUGCGGCAGGUCGACCAUUUUCCUUGCAGAACUGUACUGUUUCCAACCAGUCGUCGGAUUCUCUUCAUGUUGAGUGCGUGGAAGGUUUCGAUGGUGGUCUACCGCAAGGGUUUCUCCUCGAGCUUGUAGAAAUGCCUGCACUUCGUUUAGCAAGGAACUUAAGCUUAGCGCGAGCGCCAGUCUCCUUCUUCAUCGACAACCUGGAGCCGGGCAGCUCGUAUCGCAUAAUACUGUUUGCUGUGAACGCCAAAGGACGCUCCGAGCCUACAAUUAUCGACGAUAUUAAUUUCAAAGGAGUGGCGAAAUUCACGGGUCCAUCAAGUGUCAGCGUGCAAUUAUCUCCCGUCUUAGCUGGUUUAGCCCUAAUAGCCGCCAUACUUUUUACUGUAGUCUUUUGUGUCAUAAUUGCUCUAUAUCGCCGCAAUUACAGCAAAAAUUCGGCGGUAGAUUUGAAAUCAGCCAAACAUUUACAACUUCCGCUAACGCAAACGGUAGACUGUCAAAUUGAAUUGCCACCGCAUGCAAGAACAGCCAGUGCCACAGUGACACCACUGGUUGGGUGCGAAGCGCUGCACUCCAAUCCACAAAUACCGGCCGAGCCUCCCGAUGCGGAUGACACUGAUCCUGAUGUUAUACCUAAUCAAUACGAGAGACGUCCACUUAAAAACUCCAUGCAGAACCCACUCUUUCGGAGUCCUUCCACGCGUCUCAUUCAGCGGGACUGUCUGGAUGAGGAUCGCAUUGGCGACGGUGCUAGUUUAGUAUCUGUGAAUGGUGGCUCGAGUGGUGACAUCCAUCACUACACCUUCAAGCCUAGUAAACAAAUUAGUUAUGCAACAUUAGGUAGAGUAAAUAAGAAUUCUGCGAGUUGUAGCCCCAUGGGACAGGCUCUUCCGCUGCCGCUCGGUGUUGGAUUGCUCAGUCCGAAUCAAUCUCAUGUGACAUCCUCAUUGAAUGAGUACAGGUUUCGGCCAGAAGUUGUCACAACAUCAAAUCGAAUACAGGAAAGUUGUAUAUAAAAUAUACUCAAUUUGAUAUAAUGUGAAGUGAAAGUCUGUUUAUAGUGCUUAAAUAAAUAAUAAUAGGAAAUUGGUUGAAAGGGAUAUCAUGUUGAAUUGCGCUGAAGAUGAACGCUCCGGGUGAGAAGUUUGGUGAUUAUGGAAAGAGGGUGAAAAUUGGUCUGACGUCGGACGAGCCCAGUGGACAAUAAAUUUUUAAUGUUCCCCAUUUGUAUCAGAAAUCUCUCAAUUAUCCACACACAUGCACAUGUUAAAGAGGGAGCAAUAAUUAAACUACAACAUUUAUACAGAACAGCAUAAUCACAUGACAAAGCUCUACUAAACAUAUCACCAUCGAUGGUCGGGCGAAAAAAAGGGAAAGUACAAGAGCUGUAAAUAAAUAAAUAACAAUAAAUAACCGAGUGAAAUGGCAUAAUUGUGCUCCGGAAUACACCUGUACAGGUGCUCACUAACAGAAUGUUGAUAAGGAAUAUGCCAAUCACGUCGUGGAAAGAAGUGUGAGCGGUUAGAAAGUUGUGUGAACUUUAACUAAAUGAAGGACAUCGAAUGAGAAACACGAAUAAAAGAAUUGUUUGUUCUGCCAAAAUAAACAUUGUGAGAAUGGUAAAAGCUGCUUUGCAUAUAAAGUGAAUUUUUUUUUUCACCAACCCAUCAUAUACAUUUUCGGUCUCUUUUUUCCCUCUGAAAAAAAGGAACUUUUUUUUUUACUGAUGUUCAACUGUUAAGUAUUUUCUUUUGAACGGCGGAAGGUAUAGAGCCUGAAAUAGGUGACAAAAACACAAGAAAAAUAGCAUGGAAAAUGUGUAUUCGUGUGCGAAUGAGGUUAGGAUAAUGGCAAAAUGCUUCGGGAGGUUCAUGUUCAAACGAUAAUAAUUCACACAUAUACCCCAAAACAUAUCUCUCCAAUUCGUCUGGGGACAUCUGCAUUUUCUUUGAAAACUAUACUCAAACGACAGCAAGUAUAAUUAAAUACUCGUGGUGCAUAAUGCAACCUCGGCAAGCGAGAAUAGGUAUAUGUUGAUACACUAAAGCGCAAAGUGAUUUUGUACAUAGAAUCUCAUUAUAAAUUUAUUGAUCCCAAAAUUGCGUCUUCUCAAGAGUGAGUUCUGUUUUAUGCAUCUUCUCUAUUCACACUUGAAUGGGAGAUUAUUGAAAAUUUCAAAUGAAAAUAAAAUCAUAUCAAAAAUUAUAUCACACUUAUUAAUUGAUAAUGUUUUUUCAAGUGCCAAACGAUUUAAAAAAAAUGAUGCGAUUUUAGAAUUGAAGUAUUGUUAUUUUUUAAUGUUACAAAAUCUCAGUUGAAUCAUAUCAAAUGUGACAGAUGUUUAGUAUUAUAUAUAUAUAUGAAUGUAUGUAGGAAAUGAAAACAUAUUUCUUUGAAACUGAUACAUAUGAGAGCAUAUAAUUUUUCGUCCCUCUGAUUCCCGUGAGAAAACCAUCUUUUAUACUAUAUGAAUUGUAUAUGCGUCAAUUUGAAGUAUGACUGUAAUUGUGAAUACUUAGAGGGCGAAAAUAGUAUAUAGUCAGUAAGAUAAGUAAGAGUCAUAAGGCAAGAAAUAUCCGACAUGUAAAAAGAAAACAUUUUAUGAAGAAAAGAAAAUAAAUUAUUGUCAAAACUCGAGCUUUUUAUUUGAUUUACUUUGAAUUAAGUAAUUUCUUUAUACGUAUUUCUUAACGUU
Messenger RNA from Phlebotomus argentipes, 5523 nucleotides. RefSeq names its product hemicentin-1. NCBI's taxonomy places the organism in Eukaryota, Metazoa, Arthropoda, Insecta, Diptera, Psychodidae. The transcript has 18 exons. Bases 1112 to 3844 code for a protein of 910 amino acids. The record is from RefSeq and is a predicted model, not a curated record. Gene Ontology annotation, molecular function: protein binding.